This is a messenger RNA of Megalobrama amblycephala (Wuchang bream), 988 nucleotides long. Its product is annotated as gastrula zinc finger protein XlCGF52.1-like. The coding region runs from base 32 to 895 and encodes 287 amino acids. The transcript has a single exon. The record is from RefSeq and is a predicted model, not a curated record. NCBI's taxonomy places the organism in Eukaryota, Metazoa, Chordata, Actinopteri, Cypriniformes, Xenocyprididae. Gene Ontology annotation, biological process: regulation of immune system process; negative regulation of transcription by RNA polymerase II; regulation of cytokine production.
AUGAAUAUUUUUUUCUCUCAUUUCAGACCUGAUGGAAGAAAGCAAGGAGAGUGAAGAACUAAAGACAUUUCUAAAGAAAAGAGCCAAGAAAUCUUUCACCUGCACUCAGUGUGGAAAGAGUUUCUCAAAGACACAACAUCUUGAGGUUCACAUGAGAGUUCAUACAGGAGAGAAGCCGUUCACAUGUGAUCAAUGUGGGAAGAGCUACAGUCAAUCUUCAAGCCUUAAAGCACACAUGAGGAUCCACACCGGAGAGAGACCGUUCACAUGUGAUCAGUGUGGGAAGAGCUACACGCUAUCAUCAAACCUUAAAGAACACAUGAUGAUCCACACCGGAGAGAAGCCACACACAUGCAGUCAGUGUGGGAAGAGUUUCACACGAUCAUCAAGUCUUAAAGCACACAUGAGGAUCCACACCAGAGCGAGACCGUUCACAUGUGAUCAGUGUGACAAAACAUUUCUAAAGUCAUCAAACCUGAAGAGACACCUGACAGUUCAUACAAAGGAGAAGACACAUUCAUGUUUUGUGUGUUCAAAGAGUUUUUCACUGCUGUAUAAUUUACAAGAACAUGAGAAAACACACACUGGUGUGAGAGAGUACAUGUGCUUUGAGUGUGAGAAAACUUUUACUACAGCAAACCAUUUAAAAGUGCACCAGAGAAUUCACACUGGAGAAAAACCUUACAAUUGUUCACACUGUGACAAGAGAUUUAGUCAGUUAUCAACUCUGAAAGCACAUGAGAGGAUCCACACUGGAGAAAAACCUUACAAGUGUUCACACUGUGACAAGAGAUUCAGUCAGUCAGGAACACUGAAAACACAUGAGAGGAUGCAUCGAGAGGUGACUUGUGCGGACUUGAGACAGCCAGGUAUCCCAGAAUGCAUCACGCACUAACCAGCAAGCGUCAUUAGUAAAGCAGAAAACCUGUGUAAUUUAAACAUAUUACUGUUAUUAUGUCAUGAUAUGUAAAAUUAAGUGUUCAGGCAU